GCAUCAGUGCCACCUGUUUUACUGGUGGGGCUGAGCUAAGGACUGGAAGAGGGAGGAGGCAGACAACUCGGAGAGGAGCUGGGAAGCAGAGCAGAGUUACCGCUGAAAAGAGGUGUGAGGGCUUGGGCAGGCUGGGGGUUCCAGUCUGGAGGGGCAGAGUCGGAGACUGGCAACCUGCAGGGAUUAUUAGGCCCAGGAUCCAGGAUCGCAGCACCUCUCCUGAGCUCCCUGAUCCCAUCCUGCAAAUACCUCCUGGAGGCCUUCACCAUCAUGGCUCAGUCCUCAAGAUGCAGCUCCAUCUGGGCCCAGUGCCUCCAUUGCCUGUAUAGCUGCCACUGGAAGCAAUCCCGCAAAGAGAGGAUGCAAACCAGCAAGUGUGACUGUAUCUGGUUUGGCCUACUCUUCUUCACCUUCCUCCUCUCCCUGGCCUGGCUGUACAUCGGGCUCAUCCUUCUCAAUGACCUGCACAACUUCAAUGAAUUCCUAUUUCACCACUGGGGACACUGGAUGGACUGGUCCCUGGUAUUCCUAUUGGUCAUCUCUCUACUGGUCACAUAUGCAUCUCUACUAUUGCUCCUGGCCCUACUCUUGCAACUCUGCGGACAGCCUCUGCGUCUGCACAGUCUCCACAAGAUACUGCUGUUCCUCAUUAUGCUUCUUGUGGCUACUGGCCUCGUGGGACUGGAGAUCCAAUGGCGGCAGGAGUGGGACAGCUUACGUCUGUCACUACAGGCCACAGCCCCAUUCCUCCAUAUUGGAGCAGUGGCCGGAAUCACCCUCCUGGCCUGGUCUGUGGCUGAUAUCUUCUACUGUAUGCAUAAAAAAGGACCCAAGAUUCUGCUACUACUCUUAUUUUUUGGAGUUACCUUGGCCAUCUAUCUGGCCCCCCUAUUCAUCUCCUCACCCUGCCUCAUGAAACCCAGAGACUUACCCCCUAAGCCUGGGCUGGUGGGACACCGAGGGGCCCCAAUGCUGGCUCCUGAGAACACUUUAAUGUCCUUGCGGAAGACUGCAGAAUGUGGAGCUACUGUGUUUGAGACCGAUGUGAUGGUCAGCUCUGACGGGGUUCCCUUCCUCAUGCAUGAUGAGCAACUGAGUAGGACCACGAAUGUGGCCUCUGUGUUCCCAGACCGAAUUACAGCCCACAGCAGCGACUUCUCCUGGUCUGAAUUGAAGAGACUCAAUGCCGGGACUUGGUUCCUACAGAGACAGCCCUUCUGGGGGGCCAAGAAAUUAUCAGGCCCUGAUUGGAAAGAAGCUGAAAAUCAGACAGUACCAGCAUUAGAAGAGUUAUUGAAGGAAGCUGCAGCCCUCAACCUCUCCAUCAUGUUUGACUUGCGCCGCCCCCCGCGAAACCACACAUACCAUGAUACCUUUGUAAACCAGACAUUGGAGACUGUGCUGAGUACAAGAGUGCCCCAGGCCAUGGUCUUUUGGCUACCAGAUGAAAAUCGGUCCAGUGUCCAACAGCGGGCUCCCAGAAUGCGCCAGAUAUAUGGACAUCAGGGAGCCAACACAACUGAGAGACCCCAAUUUCUCAACCUUCCCUACCAACACCUGCCAUUGUUGGAUAUCAAGGCACUACACCAGGAUAAUGUGUCGGUGAACCUAUUUGUUGUGAAUAAGUCAUGGCUCUUCUCCCUACUCUGGUGUGCAGGGGUGGAUUCAGUCACCACCAACGACUGCCAGCUGCUGCAACAGAUGCAUUACCCUCUCUGGCUUAUUCCCCCUCAAACCUACCUAAUGCUGUGGAUCCUCACCAAUGGUAUAUCUGCCCUACUGCUUUUGUGGACCUUUCUCCUCCGAAGGAGAUGUGCUACAGAGCGAGAAAGAACUGGCUUAGAAACAUCAGUGCUGCUGACCAGGAUCAACACUCGCAUUCCGGAGGGAAUUCACUGCCCUGGCCCCUCAAACACUGAAGCUGAGGCCUGUCUGCAUUACCCAUAAGGGAGAAUGGCUGAGGUGGACCAUCUCAGGGGUAGGAAGUGGGGGUGGGGAGAAUUUGAAUCACGAGGCUCUCCUGUAUGUAGAUGGUAGGCAAGCCCCAAGGUGACAUGGUAUCUAAAACAGAAGAAGUGAAAGAAAGACGGCCAAGACAAUGUUCUAGACCUGUGUGUUCAUGUUCUUGUGAAGAAGGCACAGGGUGUGUCAGGGGUGGGACAUCUGGGAAGAGUGACUGGGCUUUCUUGGAAAACUAUAAAAUGAUUAGGAUGUCUUCCCCACCCCAUGCGCUGUCUCCCCGAUCCCUGUUAGCUGCUUUCUGACCUAGAAGCUGGGGGGCUAAAGAGUCUAUCUAGCCAUGUAAUUCCAUGGCUACAGAUGGCUUUUGUGCUGUUCACAGUCUUUUCUUCAAGAAAAAUGUGGUUCCUGUACUUUGUCUGUUAAUCUGCUAUUCAAUGAAUUUCAUUCCUGUUG
Molecule: messenger RNA, 2415 nt
Organism: Echinops telfairi (small Madagascar hedgehog)
Lineage: Eukaryota; Metazoa; Chordata; Mammalia; Afrosoricida; Tenrecidae
Gene: GDPD2
Product: glycerophosphodiester phosphodiesterase domain containing 2
Exons: 16
Coding region: 271-1947 (558 amino acids)
Biological process (GO): lipid metabolic process
Cellular component (GO): membrane
Molecular function (GO): glycerophosphodiester phosphodiesterase activity
Source: RefSeq, a predicted model, not a curated record